Molecule: messenger RNA, 2321 nt
Organism: Fundulus heteroclitus (mummichog)
Lineage: Eukaryota; Metazoa; Chordata; Actinopteri; Cyprinodontiformes; Fundulidae
Gene: snx7
Product: sorting nexin 7
Exons: 9
Coding region: 133-1398 (421 amino acids)
Molecular function (GO): phosphatidylinositol binding
Source: RefSeq, a predicted model, not a curated record
UUGAAAAUUAAAAGCGGAAUUGAUUUCGGCAGCCAUGGACGUGUGAUCUGUGCCUCCGCUCAGAAGUUGGAGUGGAAGUUUGUCUCCGGUGUUUCUGUUAAAGUGAUUUAAUUGGGAAAGGUGGCCAGUGCAAUGAGUGGAGCCGCGGUCCCAGCCGACAUUUCAGGACACAUGUUGGACCUGGAUGAGGACGAAGACCUGGAGGUGUUCAGUAAGAACAUCUCCCUGGCUGGAAGCACCCCCAUGCCCAACUCUCCUGACUCCUUGGUCAACCAGUUCAGACUGGAUGAAGAGAAUGAAGAGGAGCAGCAAGAUGCCAUUAAUAAAGAUAUCUUCAUUACUGUUGACAACCCAGAGAGUCAUAUAUCUGCUAUUGAGACCUUCAUUAUGUAUAGAGUUGUAACCAAGACCACAUGCAGUGAGUUUGACUCCAGCCAGUAUGAAGUACGUCGACGAUACCAGGACUUCCUGUGGCUCAAAAGCAGGUUGGAGGACAACUACCCAACACUAAUUGUUCAUCCUCUCCCUGAGAAGUUUGUGAUGAAAGGCAUGGUGGAUCGCUUUAAUGAUGACUUCAUUGAGACCAGGAGGAAAGCCCUGCAUCGCUUCCUCAACAGGAUCUCUGAGCAUCCCAUCCUGUCCAACAGCCACUACUUCAAAGUCUUUCUCACCGAAGAGGAGCUGGCACCUCACAGAAAACAAGGUCCAGGCUUUCUGAGUAGGAUGGGUGAGACCAUGAGGACCAUGGCCAACUCUGUGCGAGGCCUGAGGAGCAAGUUGGAGGAGUUUGAUGUCAUGCAAGAGUAUGUGGAGGACUUCAGUAACAAAAUCUGCUCUGUGGACAAAGUCACCCAAAGGAUCAUCAAAGAACAGAGAGAAUACAUGGAUGAACUGAAGCACUACAGCUCUACCUACUUCCAGUGGGCUGAGUCAGAGAAGGAGCUGGCUGAACCACUGAAGGGCAUUGGCAGCUGUGUGGAGAGGUGCAGUAAGGAGACCCAGGAGCAGGUCCAACACCUGUCAGAGGUUCUCGUUCCAGCGCUGCAUGAGUACGUGCUCUGUGCCGAUACUCUUAAGGCUGUCAUGAGACGGAGAAACAACAUCCAGGCAGAGUUCGAGGCAAAGAAUGAGGCCCUGGCAUCAAGAAAAACUGACCAAGAAAUGUGGCAGGAGGAGGUGGAUGAUUUGGCAGACCGAGUGGAACAGGCCAACAACGCUUUGCGUGGAGACUGGUCACGAUGGAGGACCAGGAUGAGAGCUGACCUUAAAUCUGCUUUAAUUUCUUCUGCUGUCAAGAAUGUAGAUUACUAUGAGAAGUGUUUGGCUGUGUGGGAGACCUUCCUCCUUUCUCAGAGAGGGGGGUUAUUGGAGCAAAGAAAUGGAGAAGAUGCUUCCUAAAUUGUGAGCCUGCCUCUGCUUCCUUGCUGACCACACAAAAGACACCAUGGGAUCUGUCCAUGUUGAAACUUAAGAUCUAACCACCACUGAUUAAAGUAAAAGUGCAUCAUUUAUUCAACCAGCAAACUUUCAUGUGAAUCAUUUUCCUUCUAUUUAAACAAAUAUGAUAGUCCUAUUCUUUGCAUUCCAGUGAUGUUUGUACAGAAUAAAAACAAGGUCUGAUUGUGACACAUAAAUUAGCUGACUAAUUCCAUACUUGUGGACGGCCAAAAAUGGCUCUCUGCUGGCAACACUUUGCAGCUUCAUGUUGGUUGACUUUCCAAGAUGUAAUGUAAUGUUUGUUAAUAAACUAAAGAGAUUUUGGUACAUGUCCUAUAGCUGCUCUAGCAUGACUUUUCUGAUGCUUUCUUAGUAUCUCUGCAGGUAAAGCAAACUACAGUUUCAACAAAAGGGAGUGAAAAAGUCCUCUUAUGUACCAACAUAUUCUGUUGUUUAUCAGCAGCCAGUGAUGCAUACACUUCAUCAAUUAUCAAUCUGGUACUGUCAGAACUUUGAAAGAAUUGGCCUGUCUGACUGAAUCUAGUAUUUGUGAAUUAUUCAAUAGAUAAGUCACUUAAGGGAGUGUACACUGCAACUUGCAAGACUGGAACUCCAUCGUACAUCACUUCUAUGAUACACAUGGAUCAGCUUUAUUAUAUAUUUUUUCUUUUGAACAUUGUGGUGAUUGUCGUUAAUUCUUGCAGCUAUGUCUGUCAUAUGGUGCUGGUUGAAAUUUAAAGUUUACAUGUAAGAUGACCAAUGAGUAAUGCAUUUCUAAUAACAAAGUCUCAAUAUUUUUUUACUUAUACAAAUUAUAAUAUUAAAGGCAAAUAAAAGACAAGCUACUGUUUUACCUCGAUAAUAAAGAUUAACUUCACUUGAAA